This is a messenger RNA of Chenopodium quinoa (quinoa), 1275 nucleotides long. Its product is annotated as thiamine phosphate phosphatase-like protein. The coding region runs from base 283 to 1095 and encodes 270 amino acids. The transcript is spliced from 4 exons. Lineage: Eukaryota; Viridiplantae; Streptophyta; Magnoliopsida; Caryophyllales; Amaranthaceae. Gene Ontology annotation, molecular function: phosphatase activity. The record is from RefSeq and is a predicted model, not a curated record.
UAGCUGAUAGUAUUUUAAUGGUGAAGUGAAUAUGGGCUUAUAUUGCUUUUUUAGUUUUUUAUUUUAUUUUUAUUUUUUAUUUUUAAACCAACCCCACUUUCACCGUAAAAGUGAUACGUAAUACAAAAUACUGUUUAAAAAAAUAAAAUAAAAUUGAACACCCCCCUCAGGCCCUCAAAAGUUCAACUGCAUCCACCAAACAGGCAAUCAUCCCCUAUCAGAAGUCAGAAGUUCAACUUUCCAACUUGAAUCAUCGGCGAUUCAUCUAAUCUCACUACAAAAAUGUCAAAAAAAGUGGUGGUUUUCGACUUCGAUCGAACAAUUAUCGAUGGAGAUAGCGAUCGUUGGGUGAUUACCCACUUGGGUCUCUCUCCUUUAUUCAAUCAGCUCUAUUCCACUUUGCCAUGGAACUCUCUCAUGAAUAGGAUGAUGGAGGAGCUUCAUUUUCAAGGGAAAACAGUUGAAGAUAUUGGAGAUUGUUUAAAGCAAAUGCCAUUACAUCCGAAGAUUAUAUCAGCAAUUAAAUCUGCUCAUUCUAUGGGGUGUGAAUUGUGGAUUGUAAGUGAUGCGAAUCAAUUUUAUAUCAAGACAAUACUGGAACAAUAUCAAUUGUUAGGGUUCUUCAAAGAAAUGAUAACGAAUCCAACUUUUGUUGACGAUGAAGGAAGGCUUAGGAUUAUGCCGUAUCAUGAUUUUAAGUUGCAUCCUCAUGGUUGUACUCUUUGCCCUUCCCACAUGUGCAAGGGACUGAUUCUUGAGCGUAUACAAGCUUCUGCUGGAGAAAACGGGAAGAGUACUACCAUCUAUAUUGGUGAUGGUGGAGGUGAUUACUGCCCAAGUUUGAAAAUCAGAGAAACUGAUCAUGUCAUGCCGCGAAAGAAUUUUCCUUUGUGGGAGCGUAUCAAUAGCGACCCUUCCCUCGUCAAGGCCAGUGUCCAUGACUGGAGCAAUGGAGAAGAGCUUGAAUCUACGUUACUUCAUCUUAUAAGUACAGUUGAUGGAAACCCUUCUUUAUAUGCUUCUACUGAGUCCGAUUUAACGAGCAAAGUCCAGGGUAAGACUGCUGCAACCAUUGAAUUAUGUCAUAGUCUAUGACCCUCCUUGGAUUUUAACAAUCAUUUUUAUGUAAAUCAUCAAAUGUAAAGUAUUUGCUGAAUCAUCAUUGAACUGAUAGACUUUACAUCACAGCAAAACUUGAAAGGAAAACACAUGUUAUACGUCUUAUGGUGUAAUGUUUAUUUGGUGCAGCUCUACAGGUACACUUAUUUUCAUUUA